Molecule: messenger RNA, 684 nt
Organism: Drosophila novamexicana
Lineage: Eukaryota; Metazoa; Arthropoda; Insecta; Diptera; Drosophilidae
Gene: TwdlE
Product: proline-rich extensin-like protein EPR1
Exons: 3
Coding region: 54-644 (196 amino acids)
Source: RefSeq, a predicted model, not a curated record
UUAAAACGGAUAUUCACACGAUCUUCACAGUCGCACACUAUCCAUUAAGCACUAUGCAGCCCAGUUGUGUGUUAGUGGUCAUCUUGGCCAGCGCAGCGCUUGUGGCCGCUCGCCCGGAGCCGCCGCGUGACACGUACAGCGCCCCGCCGUCGAGCAGCUAUCAGCCGAGCGGCCCCAGCGGCGGCUAUGGCGCACCCGCGCCACAGUAUGGUCCGCCACAGCAGCCGCCGGUGGUGCACAAGCAUGUCUAUGUCCAUGUGCCCCCACCAGAGCCAGAGUACCAGGCGCCCAGAAAACCUCUGUAUGUGCCGCCGCCGCAGAAGCAUUACAAGAUCGUGUUCAUCAAGGCGCCAUCGCCGCCGGCACCGACUGCCCCGAUCAUUCCACAGUUCCCGCAGAACGAGGAGAAGACCUUGGUCUAUGUGCUAGUCAAGAAGCCCGAGGAGCAGCCAGAUAUUGUUAUACCGACGCCGGCGCCCACGCAGCCCAGCAAGCCCGAGGUCUACUUCAUUCGCUACAAGACCCAGAAGGAGGAGACUGGUCCCUAUCCGAACAGCAUUGCCCCGCCCUCGGAAUAUGGUGCGCCCGCCGCACCGCCAGCCCCCUCGGCGCCCAGCAGCUCCUAUGGCGCACCCUCUCACUAGAUGCAGUUCAUCCUGCAACCAAUCCAAUCUCAUGGUUAUA